Messenger RNA from Grus americana (Whooping crane), 3595 nucleotides. RefSeq names its product solute carrier family 12 member 1 (gene SLC12A1). The record is from RefSeq and is a predicted model, not a curated record. Gene Ontology annotation, molecular function: sodium:potassium:chloride symporter activity. Gene Ontology annotation, cellular component: membrane. Gene Ontology annotation, biological process: potassium ion import across plasma membrane; sodium ion homeostasis; chloride transmembrane transport. Bases 19 to 3312 code for a protein of 1097 amino acids. The transcript has 26 exons. Lineage: Eukaryota; Metazoa; Chordata; Aves; Gruiformes; Gruidae.
UCUACAGCAUCCCUGAAGAUGUCAAUGAAUAAUUCGCCAAAUGUAUUCUUGGAUCCAAAUGCAAAUCGCUUUCAAGUUAACAUAAUUAAUGAAAGCCAUGACAACAAUGAAACAUCCCAAGAGGAUGUGGGCUCUGACCCACCACAUUAUGAAGAAACAUCUUUUACUGAUGAAGCACAUAACAGAGUGAGAAUCAGUUACAGACCAGGAAAAAGAGAAUUAUAUGACAAUUACCUUCAAAAUGGGGAGAAAACAGAAGCUAGUUUACAUCCCUAUGAUACUCACACUAAAAUGUAUUAUCUACAAACUUUUGGCCAUAACACAGUGGACCCAGUUCCAAAAAUUGAUUAUUAUAGAAACACUGGCAGCAUCAGUGGGAAUAAGCUCAGCAGACCAAGCUUAUUAGAAAUUCAUGAACAACUGGCAAAGAACAUAGCUGUGAAUACUGGCUCAGUCGAGAGAGUGGCUAAUGGCGAAAGCACUGCUGGAGAUGAGACAGCAGUCAGCAAGGAAGAAGAAAACAAAACAGGAUUUGUCAAGUUUGGAUGGGUGAAGGGUGUGCUGGUAAGAUGUAUGCUUAAUAUUUGGGGUGUGAUGCUUUUUAUUCGACUUUCCUGGAUUGUAGGCCAAGCAGGAAUUGGUCUUGGAGUAAUCAUAAUUCUUCUCGCCACGAUGGUAACCUCAAUUACUGGGUUGUCAACUUCUGCGAUAGCAACUAAUGGGUUUGUCCGUGGAGGUGGAGCAUACUAUCUUAUCUCCAGAAGUCUAGGCCCAGAGUUUGGUGGAUCUAUAGGACUUAUCUUUGCUUUUGCAAACGCAGUGGCAGUUGCUAUGUAUGUAGUUGGAUUUGCCGAAACAGUUGUAGAACUUCUUAAGGAGAGUGAUACACUGAUGGUAGAUGAGUCCAAUGACAUCAGAAUAAUAGGUACCAUAACUGUUGUAUGCCUUCUUGGCAUCUCUGUUGCUGGCAUGGAAUGGGAAGCAAAGGCUCAAGUUAUUCUUCUAGUUGUUCUCCUUGUUGCCAUUGCAAACUUCUUUAUUGGGACAGUCAUUCCUACCAACAACGAAAAGAAGGCAAGAGGCUUUUUUAAUUACCAAGCAUCAAUAUUUGCAGAAAACUUUGGACCAGAUUUCAGAAGUGGAGAAGGAUUUUUCUCGGUGUUUGCCAUUUUUUUCCCAGCUGCCACUGGCAUUCUUGCAGGAGCCAAUAUCUCAGGAGAUCUGAAAGAUCCACAAGGUGCGAUACCCAAAGGAACAAUGCUGGCCAUUCUGAUUACGACAGUUGCUUACGUUGGCGUUGCAAUAUGUGCAGCCUCCUGUGUUGUACGAGAUGCUACUGGGAACAUCAAUGAUACAGUUGUACCUGGAAUGAGCUGCAAUGGAUCGUCUGCCUGCAGCCUAGGCUAUGAUUUUUCCAGAUGUGCAAGUCAGCCAUGUGAUUAUGGGCUGAUGAAUAAUUUUCAGGUGAUGAGCAUGGUGUCUGGCUUUGGUCCUCUCAUCACAGCUGGCAUCUUUUCUGCUACUCUGUCAUCAGCUCUAGCAUCUCUUGUCAGCGCACCCAAAGUUUUCCAGGCUCUUUGCAAGGACAAUGUCUACAAAGGGCUCCACUUCUUUGCCAAGGGAUACGGGAAAAACAAUGAGCCCAUCAGGGGAUACGUUCUCACUUUCGUGAUUGCUAUGGCAUUUAUUUUGAUUGCUGAACUGAAUACCAUUGCUCCCAUCAUCUCCAAUUUCUUCCUGGCUUCCUACGCUUUGAUUAAUUUCUCCUGCUUUCAUGCCUCAUACGCAAAAUCUCCAGGUUGGAGACCUGCAUUCAGAUAUUAUAACAUGUGGGUGUCACUUUUUGGAGCGCUGUUGUGCUGUGGUGUCAUGUUUGUCAUCAACUGGUGGGCAGCUCUCAUCACUUAUGCCAUUGAGCUCUUUCUAUACAUUUAUGUAACAUAUAAGAAACCAGAAGUAAAUUGGGGCUCUUCUACACAGGCUCUUUACUAUAUGAAUGCCUUAGACAGCGCUCUGGCAUUAACUACAGUGGAAGAUCACGUGAAAAACUUCAGACCCCAGUGCAUAGCAUUAACAGGAGCUCCUAUGAUCAGGCCUGCUCUGCUAGACAUCACACAUACUUUCACAAAGAACAACGGGCUAUGCAUCUGUUGCGAAGUGUACACGGGACCACGCAAGCUGUGUGUUAAGGAGAUGAACAGUGGCAUGGCAAAAAAGCAGGCCUGGCUCACAAAGAACAAAAGAAAAGCCUUUUAUGCAGCAGUGGCAGCUGACAGCUUCAGAGAAGGAGUCAAAAGCCUACUUCAAGCCUCAGGCUUGGGUAGAAUGAAACCAAACACCCUGGUGAUUGGAUUUAAGAAGGACUGGAGAAAUGCCACUGCCACGCAAGUUGAAAACUAUGUGGGCGUUAUACAUGAUGCCUUUGAUUUUGAGCUUGGCAUGAUUAUCGUCAGAAUUAGCCAAGGAUUUGAUAUAUCUCAUGUCCUCCAGGUUCAAGAGGAAUUAGAGAAGCUGGAGCAGGAGAGAUUGGCACUGGAAGCUACCAUUAAAGAAAAUGAUUUUGAAGAAGAAAAAAGUGGCAUCUGUGGAUUCUUCAAAAAAGCCAGCACACUCAAUAUCUCAAAACAUGAAACAAAAAAGGAGAGCACCAUUAACACAAUACAGUCAAUGCAUGUGGGUGAAUUCAAUCAGAAGCUGCUAGAAGCCAGCACUCAAUUUAAAAAGAAGCAAGGAAAAGGAACAAUUGACAUUUGGUGGCUGUUCGAUGAUGGAGGUCUAACAAUCCUAAUUCCUUACAUUCUAACUAUCAGGAAGAAGUGGAAAAAUUGCAAGUUAAGGAUCUUCACUGGAGGAAAAGUCAAUAGGAUUGAAGAAGAAAAACUAGUGAUGGCUUCACUUCUAAGCAAAUUCAGAAUAAAAUUCGCUGAUAUUAAUAUCAUUUGUGAUAUCAAUAUAAAGCCCCACAAAGAGAGCUGGAAAUUCUUUGAAGAGAUGAUUGAACCAUAUCGCCUCCAUGAAAGCUGCAAAGAUAUAACAACUGCUGAAAAAUUAAAGCGAGAGACUCCGUGGAAAAUUACAGAUGCAGAGCUGGAAGCAUUCAAGGAGAAGAGUUACCGCCAAGUCCGUCUGAAUGAACUCUUACAAGAGCAUUCAAGGGCAGCCAACCUCAUUGUCCUGAGCCUCCCAGUAGCAAGAAAAGGAGUAGUCUCUGAUUACCUGUAUAUGGCUUGGCUAGAAAUUCUCUCCAAGAACCUUCCUCCAAUCUUAAUGGUCAGGGGCAACCACAAAAAUGUACUGACUUUCUAUUCUUAGAAAAACAUCAGUGCCUAGAAUAUCCCUUGCUUGAUUUCAACACCAACAUUUUUAGUGGCAGUGAUUUGUUAAAGACACUUAUCUAAUACAGAUCUACAACUUAACUGACAGAAAAUUUUUCAAAAAUCCAAAGCAACACUGUGAAGAAUUAGACAAAAAAAAAAAGUAAAUGGUCCCUGCUGGUGUAACACUCCAGUAUAGGCAAAAGAAGGAAAAAAAAAUACUUAAAAAAAAAAUAUAUAUCAGAUAAUACAGCAAAUAUUGUGAACACACAAAGAAGAAA